GCAUCAAGUUGAUCAAACAAGACUCCAGUCAUCCCGAGCUUAUACGCACUAGACCGCCGGCCAAGAUGCAGCUCUCCCUCCUCAGCGACAACCUCCUGUUCCUGGGCAUGCUAGUGGUCAUCUGCUCAGCAGCGCCAGCAGCGGAGAACGACGCCCCCGCCCUGACCUUGCCAGGCCGUCUCCCGUCGACCUGCAUCGACUACAGCAAGACGACGUCUUGCUUCACAGCCACUACCACCACCACGGUGACGCCCAGAGACUGCCCCAAGAUCAAGUGCCAGGUCCCCACGGACCCAAUCGCGUGCCCGGCGUACAUCAAGAUCACGACCACUGCUGUGCCGUGCAGCACCGACUGCUGCCCGCGCACGCCGACGAAGACCGUAACCAAGAAGCAGUGCCCAACCUGCACGACGGGUUGCGUUAUUCCCACCGAGACUUACACCGUCACGACUGGGUGCAAGACCACUCCUGGCGGCAUCCUGACGCCGACGGCGACGCUAAUCAUUGGGUAAGAGUAGGUAGGGAAGGUAGAGGUAAGGAGUCGGAAAAGGAAAUAAGUGUCUCUGCCUCUGUUCAGUUGCCUUCGAUGGCUUCAUUAACAACUCUAUUUUGCUUGACAUUUACCCACCCUCUGGUGAACAUGUCGUACCCUUGGUAUCUCUCUACACAUGACAUCUUAAACAUGACAUCUUGAAUGCUAUCACCGCACCUGGGCACCCUUCAAGCUGGCCACUUUGCACACACCCCCGC
This is a messenger RNA of Parathielavia appendiculata, 750 nucleotides long. RefSeq lists its product as uncharacterized. Lineage: Eukaryota; Fungi; Ascomycota; Sordariomycetes; Sordariales; Chaetomiaceae. The transcript has 4 exons. The record is from RefSeq and is a predicted model, not a curated record. Bases 66 to 512 code for a protein of 148 amino acids.